Messenger RNA from Ooceraea biroi (clonal raider ant), 6906 nucleotides. RefSeq names its product inositol hexakisphosphate and diphosphoinositol-pentakisphosphate kinase. Gene Ontology annotation, biological process: inositol phosphate biosynthetic process; inositol metabolic process. Lineage: Eukaryota; Metazoa; Arthropoda; Insecta; Hymenoptera; Formicidae. The record is from RefSeq and is a predicted model, not a curated record. Gene Ontology annotation, cellular component: cytosol. Gene Ontology annotation, molecular function: inositol hexakisphosphate kinase activity; 5-diphosphoinositol pentakisphosphate 1-kinase activity.
AUUCGAUUGCCACAAUAUGUCUGAAAACUGACUGAAAGCAAGCGUGAAUGCAAGGCUAUUUCAAAAUUCGAUAUCACGUGGCGUGUUUCGUGUCAUAUUACGAAUUAUUCGCAACCCGCAUUAUCACAAAUCGCAUUUUCACCGCGAUCCGUAAGUAUCGUUCGAUUUACCUGCGUGCUGCUGGAAAUCAUCGAGAAACGUGCGGUCGACCGGCACGUGAUUUUGUACGCCGCAUUCCAACUGCGACGCAGCGUUGCCCGUUUAAUCGGCGAACGAGGACAAGCGCGCUCGCUCGUUUGUGUGAUUAAUUAUUUGCGAUUAGUCACUUGGAGUUACUUGAACCCGUCUGUCUCAGUUAAACGUACGUACUUACGCGGCGUUUCUCUGUAUCGCAUUGCUUACAGACGAUCUGCGCGCGCGCGCGCGCGGGUGUAUAAACAUCGUCGCGUAGUAUCUUCAAACACGGCUUGCUUACGGUUUGCCGAGGAUAAACAACGUUCCGAACGACGUGUUCAUAGCUGAACGAAUAUACGAGGAGAGGAGAAUUGAUCACCAGUCGAAACCCGCAGGAGAAUUCACGUGAGAAAAGAGUUCGUGAGGCAGCAAACACUGCAAGGGAGACAGUUCAGCAGUUCCUCCUUGGAGAUCCCUUUGAGUGGUUGCACAAUUAGCGCAAUUGAUCGAAUGGAUUAACGUGCGGUAACGUGUUGAUUUCAGCAAGAUAUUGCGUAGCUCGAGCGCACGAAACGGCUGUUUCCUCUUUAUCAAUGAUACCUGAUCUGACAUGUCUUACACCGAGCUGGAACAUGGUUAUCAGGGUCUCAAGAAUGCGAGCAGACCAAUGUUCUAUAUAGGAGAUGUAAAUACGGUGCAAUCAUCUGUUAUUCCUUCCAUCUAUCGCUCAUCGAAGAGGCCCGAUCUGCCUGAGGGUUGCACUCAAGAUGAUGCUUACAUGGGAUGCAGCGAUUUGGAGGGAGAGGGAAAGCAGGUCCUGGUUGGGAUAUGCGCAAUGGCGAAGAAGUCGCAGAGUAAACCAAUGAAAGAGAUUUUGACAAGGCUUGAAGAAUUCGAAUACAUAAAGAUUGUUGUAUUUCCAGAAGAAGUAAUAUUAAAGGAAUCUGUAGAAAAUUGGCCUGUCGUCGACUGCUUAAUAAGUUUUCACAGUAAAGGCUUCCCUCUUGAUAAAGCUAUAAAUUAUGCGAAUUUACGUAAUCCAUUUAUCAUUAACAAUCUCGCGAUGCAAUAUGAUAUUCAGGAUCGCAGAAGAGUUUAUGCUAUAUUGGAGAGCGAGGAUAUCGAAAUUCCACGAUACGCCGUUCUCGAUAGAGAUUCACCGGAUCCGAAGCAGCACGAGCUGGUGGAGUCGGAGGAUCACGUGGAGGUAAACGGUAUCACUUUCAAUAAACCGUUUGUGGAGAAACCGGUGUCUGCUGAAGAUCACAACAUUUAUAUUUAUUAUCCUACUUCUGCUGGGGGAGGAAGUCAGAGAUUAUUUAGAAAAAUAGGUAGUCGUAGUAGCGUGUACUCGCCAGAGUCUCGCGUUCGUAAGACUGGUUCUUAUAUCUACGAGGAUUUUAUGCCCACCGACGGCACCGACGUUAAAGUUUAUACCGUGGGACCUGACUAUGCUCAUGCCGAGGCAAGGAAAAGCCCGGCCCUCGACGGCAAAGUUGAGAGGGACUCGGAGGGUAAAGAGAUUCGGUAUCCGGUAAUAUUGAGCAACGCUGAGAAACUUAUCAGCAGAAAAGUGUGCUUGGCUUUCAAGCAAACGGUGUGCGGUUUCGAUUUACUUAGAGCAAACGGUCAGUCGUUCGUGUGCGAUGUAAACGGAUUUAGUUUUGUAAAGAACUCGAAUAAGUACUACGAUGACUGUGCCAAAAUCCUGGGAAACAUGAUCCUGAGGGAAUUGGCUCCCACGUUGCACAUUCCAUGGAGCGUACCCUUCCAGUUGGAUGACCCGCCUAUCGUGCCAACUACAUUCGGCAAAAUGAUGGAGUUGCGUUGCGUUGUAGCGGUCAUCAGACACGGUGACAGAACUCCGAAGCAAAAGAUGAAGGUCGAAGUGCGUCAUCCGAAAUUCUUCGAGAUAUUUGCAAAGUACGAUGGCUACAAGCAUGGCCAUGUGAAGUUAAAGCGACCUAAGCAGCUGCAGGAGAUUCUCGAUACGGCGCGUAGCUUAUUGGCAGAGAUACAGCAUCGUGCAGCGGGGCCCGAGCUCGAAGAAAAGCAGGGAAAACUGGAACAACUCAAGAGUGUCUUGGAAAUGUAUGGACAUUUUUCUGGCAUAAAUCGCAAGGUCCAAUUAAAGUAUCAGCCGCGAGGACGACCACGAGGAAGUUCCUCCGACGACGGUAGUGAUCUUAACCGGCUAGGAGAACCAUCUCUCGUGUUGAUAUUGAAGUGGGGCGGGGAAUUAACGCCGGCUGGACGUAUUCAAGCGGAGGAGCUGGGACGCAUAUUCCGCUGCAUGUACCCUGGUGGUCAAGGUAGACACCUUAGUGAGGAAGAAUCAGAGAUGUUACCAAGCCACGGUGAAUACGCGGGUGCGCAAGGAUUGGGUUUAUUACGUCUGCACUCCACGUUCCGUCACGAUCUGAAGAUCUACGCCAGCGACGAGGGACGCGUACAAAUGACCGCGGCCGCCUUUGCGAAAGGGUUACUCGCGUUGGAAGGCGAGCUGACGCCGAUUUUGGUACAGAUGGUUAAAAGCGCAAAUACCAAUGGCCUGUUGGACAACGAUUGCGACAGUAGCAAAUAUCAGAACAUGGUGAAGACGCGCUUGCACGAGCUACUUCAGCAGGACAGGGAAUUCACUCGCGAGGAUCGGGAACAGAUCAAUCCAGGAAACGCGUUGAGCAUCAAUGCCGCUUUGGACUUUGUCAAGAAUCCAGUCCGAUGUUGCCAACACGUUCAUAGCCUUAUCCAGAAGCUCCUGGAUAUCGUGCGGAUCAAGAAGGACGACCCGAAAACGAAGGACACGAUACUUUAUCACGGCGAGACGUGGGAGCUAAUGGGACGCCGCUGGGGCAAGAUAGAGAAGGAUUUCUGCACGAAGAACAAACGCUUUGACAUAUCCAAGAUUCCCGACAUUUACGAUUGCAUAAAGUACGACCUGCAGCACAACAAUCACACGUUGCAGUUCGAGCAUGCGGAGGAACUGUAUACGUACGCUAAAUCCUUGGCGGACAUAGUGAUCCCUCAGGAAUACGGUCUGACGGUACAAGAAAAAUUAACUAUCGGUCAAGGAAUAUGCACUCCUCUACUAAAAAAGAUACGAGCCGAUCUGCAACGAAAUAUUGAGGAAUCUGAAGAAAGUGUCAACAGGCUCAAUCCUAGAUAUUCUCAUGGUGUUUCGAGCCCUGGACGCCAUGUACGUACGAGGUUGUAUUUCACGAGCGAGAGUCAUGUACAUUCCUUGCUUACCGUAUUGCGUUACGGUGGUUUACUCGACGUGGUGAAAGAUGAGCAGUGGCGGCGCGCGAUGGAAUAUGUCAGUAUGGUUUCUGAGCUGAAUUACAUGUCGCAAAUUGUCGUUAUGUUGUACGAGGAUCCGACCAAGGAUCCGUGUAGCGAAGAACGUUUCCACGUCGAGCUACACUUCAGUCCCGGUGUUAACUGUUGCGUGCAGAAGAAUCUGCCGCCCGGUCCUGGAUUCAGGCCACAUUCGCGCAAUGAGAGCAGUCAUAAUGUGGGGGACAAUGGCGGUUCCGGGCAGGAUACCAGUUCACAAUGUAGCACCCGGAUAGAAGAGGAGGAUGCGGAAUUGGGAAUCAUGGAGGACGAUCUUAUGAAUCCCGCAGCACAAGCCGACACACCUCCGUCAAUAAUGGAAACCGAUGCUGUGGACUCCAUGCUGGACAGCCCGACGACCAGUCGCGCAAUCGACAUGAUGGAUCUGGAUCCGAACAUGAUGGACGAACCGUACGACAGCGGAUUCUUGCAGAGCUCGGCUCCGAUCCCUAUCAGUGCUAGAACCGUAGCUGGACACGAGGCUGCUAGGCUUGGCAGCCAGUUGGCGGCGAGUCAGCGACAACGUCGUGGCAGGGAGGCAGGGGCCAUCGUGGAACCGCGCUCGCGAAGCUACGAUCAUCAACGACAAGAGAAGCCCGAGAAAGUCACGGAGCCGACUCCGCAGGAAUCCCGCGACGAUCGGUGGACGUGCCCGCGGGAAUCGGCGACGCUGUCGCAGUCGUACAGUUCCCCGGAGUUGCCGGUCUCGUCAGACGAGAGCUUCGCUUCCUCGUGCUCGCUUCACAAUAUGCGUGAUGAUAGACAACCGCCAGCCGCCGCCACCCUUCGCUCAUUGUUCGAUUCGCAGAUCGCGACCGUCGUCAACGAUUUGCCAGCGAGGCAGACUAACGUCGUCCACUGUCGCGGCAGAAAGUACGGACGAUCGCAUUCCGAAGUGAUUUUGCCGAACUCAUCCGCCGAAACCUGCGACACGCGACCUCGGAUCAUUCAACCUGAUCCUACCUGCACAGCAAGGCGCCACCGUCACAGUAUCUCCGGACAGAUGAGUUAUUUCAAGCUGCUGGGUUACAAUGUCAGCAAGAAACUUACCGGCUCGGCCAACAGCCUCUUCAGCACCGCCGUGAUAAGCGGUUCGUCGAGUGCGCCGAAUCUUAAAGACAUGGUGCCACCGCAUGCUUCCGCGGUCGCUGCAAUAGAAGGCUUCGGCGGAGUGCCACCCAUCAGACCGUUGGAGACCCUGCACAACGCAUUGUCGCUACGCCAGCUAGAUGCCUUCCUGGAGAUGAUGACCACCGCGCCGUUGUACCGGACUCCAGCUUCGUCGCCACCCAAGUCAUCGCCAGCAGGAUCGACGCACGAGUCGCUUAAUCCGCCCCUUGGUCAUCCCGGGAUUGUUCGCGAGUAUCAUCACUCUUCCGACUCUGAAGCUGUCAGGUACAUCAUGCCGACUCCGAUACAGUACAAAUCUCUCGGCGAAGCAGAGGCAUGCGACCCAAGGAAUCUACCAUCGCCUACCAGUCCAAACAGCACAGGAUGGAGUAGCGAACCGCAAUCUUUUCUAUCUUCCGAACCGUCAUCACCAGCACCAACGUCGACAGGCGAAUGCAGUAUGUCCAUAAGUCUAAUCAGUAACGAAGGUGCUCAACUCUUUAGCACCGCGCCGAAAUUCUCCCCCGCUCCUUGUCUGGACGUCGAUUUUAACGAAUUUUGUAUGCGUCUCGAUCAAGAGAAUCGAGAAAGUCGCGGCAGCGUCUCAUAUACGGAUUAUUACAGCAACGAGGAUGGCCAAAUACGCAAAAUAACGCAAAUGCCGCAAGUGAUACAGUCAGGUCCUAGUAAUAGUGCUCAGACGUACGGUGACGUUCAUCCCGGUGACAACAUCGAUGACGACGAGGAUCACACGUUGACGCUGAAGCAGAGCGAGGAACAAAAGAAGCAGGAUGUCAAGUCAAUAUUCGAGCAGAGGGAAGACGUUAAUCCGGCGAAGUUGAGCGGCAGCUACAAAAAGAUCGGCCGUUUUCGAGUUGAGAGCACGGACAUAUCGCACGGCGACGUCAGAAUCAAAGAUACUGACAACGCCGGUGCUCUCGACAGAGUAAAACCGUCUGCAUCUCAGAAAUCCGAUUCGUCAAGCGUGGAGAAGACGAGAAAGGAUUCUAAAAAAGGCAGUGGCGGCUCGCACGCAUCGUCCCAGAAGCGAAAGACCUUUUCUCGCUCACAGAGCGUCACAGCCCCGAAGCCUGCCGCACCGAAGCCCGAGGCGACCUUCAGUUACUCGAAGCAGAGCUCGUUCUCGACCAUGUCAGACGCGGAUCUGGAAAAUUGGAAGUUAAGCAUGCUGGAUGCAACAGCGCCGUGUUCCUCGGAAACGAGUCAACAGGAACAACCGAUACUUACCGUCGCAGGCAGUCUUACGGAUAGUUCCAACAUCACCGUGGGAUUCGAUGUUAAGGAGAAAGAGAAAGAAUAGAGACAUCCAGUCACUGAUCGAUAUCUCGAUGUUUUGUUUUGUUACAUUCAGAAUAUUUGAUAUACUCUUAUGUAACAGAUCUGGGCAUCAUACUCAAUCUUAAAGCAAGAGCAGAAAUAAAUUUUAGAAGGAAUAGAUAGUUUACCCCAUUUCUGAUUGCCAUAAGAAAAGUAUUAAAUGAAGAGUAUUAAACGAAAAACGAAACAAUCAUUUUGACGUUAGCAGUCUGUGCUGAGAUCUAGUAAACAAAUAUACAACCGGGAUUUAAGCACAGAAAUGUAGCGGAACUGAAAUCCACCAUUUCCUUAUAGUAUGUGCUUAUAACGAGAGAUAUUAAACCAGAUAAACGUGAUAUUAUACUCAUUUCAGCUUGAAAAUUAAAGGUCAAUCUUCAUACAUUAUUUCGUAGCUUAUCAAAAUAUAUUUUUAUCAAAAUGCAAUAAUUGAUCUUUUAUAAAAGAUGCGACAAGCAUUUCAGUUAGAAAAGUUCAUAUGAAUUUUAUAUUUUAUGAUACAAAAAUAUACCAACGAAUUUUAUUCAACUGAUAGUGGAAAAGUUGACUUUUUACUACCAUAUUUUUACAAUAUGGAAUAAUAAUACCUCAAUUAAUUUUCUAAUUAAUUAUAUUUUAAUGUGUACUUAUAGUAAGUUGUUGAGAUAAUUUCUUACACGCAUUUAUUCUCAGGACUGAAGAUCAAAAGUUUUUAAUCAACAAGUAAUACAAGUCGGCGCAAUGCAGUUUGCGAUACAAUUUUAAUAAGAUCCUUAUUGUUGAUUGUAAAUCGUUACAAUUAUGCGCGUAGAAUUAUCCAUCUAGAAAUUCUACUGGAGAUGUACAAACACUAAUGUGAAUAGAUGUAGCAAUAUCAUGUGAUAACUGUACCUUAAGUAAAAGGCAGUCUUGUAGAAAGAAAUGUAAAAAUGUAAAAUUAUUAGAAUAUAUCCUUAUUCCUUCGGAGAGCCA